Molecule: messenger RNA, 1500 nt
Organism: Cetraspora pellucida
Lineage: Eukaryota; Fungi; Glomeromycota; Glomeromycetes; Diversisporales; Gigasporaceae
Source: the annotation of a GenBank genome assembly
AUGGCUUCUUCAACGCGCUCCAAGCUCGGAGCUAUAUUCCUUGCUACCGGUGUAUUUGUAUUAUUAUGUCACCUUGCUUCUUCUCAACUUUUGAAUCAACGAGAAAUUUUUAUUAACAGGUGGAGAUGGUCCAGCGAUGAUCUUGAUGAUAUGUUCGAAGCUAAUCAAUUGACAAUUAACAUUAAUCCUAAUAAUAAAUGGGCAAAUAUAUUAACUCAUCAAGAUUUCCCUGAUUAUAAAAUUAAAUUGAAAGAACCACAUAUGUGUGAUGAAACUGUUAAACAGUAUUCUGGAUAUCUUGAUGCUGGUACCAAAAAACAUUUUUUCUUUUGGUUCUUUGAAUCGAGAAGUAAUCCUACGAAAGAUCCAAUAGUUCUUUGGCUUAAUGGUGGCCCCGGAUGUUCUUCCUUAACGGGUUUAUACUUUGAGCUUGGUCCUUGCGCAGUUAACGAAGAGGGAACUGAUACUAUUUUUAAUGAUUACUCAUGGAAUAGCAAUGCUAGUGUUAUUUUCUUGGAUCAACCAAUUAAUGUUGGAUAUUCUUAUGGUGAUGGUGUGUCCAACUCGUUGGCUGCUGCCACUGACGUAUACGCGUUUUUACAAAUCUUUUUCAAAGAAUUUCCUCAAUAUGCCAAUUUGGAUUUCCAUAUUGCUGGUGAAUCAUAUGCUGGUCAUUAUAUACCAGCCAUAGCUGCAGAAAUUAACAAUAAUAAUAAAGGAACUUCUUCAUGGAUUCUUGCAAAUCAACCAAAAGAUCUUAAACACGUCAAUCUUGAAUCCAUCUUGAUUGGAAAUGGUCUAGUAGAUCCUCUAGUACAAUACAAAUAUUAUGCUGAUAUGGCUUGUAACUCUUCUUAUAAGCCUGUAUUAGAAGAAUCCACUUGUGAUAGAAUGAGAAAUGCUUAUCCUCAAUGUGCUUCAAUGAUUCAAAGAUGUUAUGAUUCUUCAAAUUCAUUUUCUUGUUUACCUGCUUCAAUGUAUUGUAAUAGAGAAAUGAUUCAACCUUAUCAACAAACUGGUAAAAAUGUUUAUGACGUAAGAAAAGAUUGUGAAGGUGGUGGUUUAUGUUAUCCAAUUUUAAAAGCCAUCGAGAAAUUUUCUAAUCUUGGAGUUGUUAAAGCUGAAUUGGGUGUUGAUCGUUCGGUGGAAUAUAAAAGUUGUAACAUGGAAAUUAAUUUCAAAUUCCAACUUGCCGGUGAUUGGAUGCGACCUUAUCACUUAUUGAUUCCACCGCUUUUGGAAAACAAUAUUCGAGUAUUGGUAUACGCAGGUAACGAAGCAUGGGUAAAAGAACUUCAAUGGACUGGUGCAGAAGGUUUUAACAAUGCCAAAGUUACUCGUUGGGUAACAUCAGACACUGGAGAACAUGCUGGUGAUGUUAGAACUUAUAAAGGAUUUACAUUCUUGAGAAUUUUUGAAGCUGGACAUAUGGUACCUUAUGAUCAACCACGUCCAAGUUUAGAUUUCUUUAAUAGAUGGUUGUUCGGUCAAAAUUUGUAA